This is a messenger RNA of Panicum virgatum (switchgrass), 2831 nucleotides long. RefSeq names its product protein PSK SIMULATOR 1-like. The record is from RefSeq and is a predicted model, not a curated record. Gene Ontology annotation, biological process: positive regulation of growth; protein phosphorylation. NCBI's taxonomy places the organism in Eukaryota, Viridiplantae, Streptophyta, Magnoliopsida, Poales, Poaceae. Gene Ontology annotation, molecular function: ATP binding; protein kinase activity.
AGAAAAAUCAAACAGGCCUUAUGUUUGGAGUCAACAGCCAAGUCAAUGUUUUCCAGCCCCCCACUCUUAUCCACCUAUUCCCCAGGCGCUCAUGGCAGUUGAAGUUGGGACGAGCACGUCUUGUGCAGAAGAUUUUACGGCAUUUAUACGCGGAUAUCCUUAAAUUGUUUCUGUGCUGGGAUAUAAAUUUGGUCGCUCAGAUACUCUGGAUCUUUUGGACUGAUUUAUUCAUCAGAUUUUACUCCUAGCUGGAUAAGGGGCCUCCGAUCCAGAUAUGAAAGAUCGGGUUCAAAUUUGUACAAACAUCUAGAGUGAUUCCUCUUAUUCAAACAGCACCCAUUAAUUGGACGAGAGAUGCUCCCUAUUUUGCACUUGUUUCACCACAGAAGGGGCAAUGAAACUAGUAGGCGUGCUUUGUCGCUGAAGACUACGGACUUUGAUACGAUAGAGAGCAUGCUACAAGAUCCAUGUGCAGAGCCAUUGUGUCUGCCAAUAGACUUUUUGAAAGCCAUCACGCGUGAUUUCUCUAGCGACCAAGAAUUGGGAAGAGGUGGGCACGGUGUGGUUUACAAGGGUGUUCUUCGAAAUGGGAAGGCGAUUGCUGUGAAGAAGCUUUCUGAAAUGCAGCUAGAAGAUACUCAGUUCCACAAUGAAGUCACUUACCUUAUCGGAUUGAAACACCAAAAUAUAGUUCAACUUGUGGGCUAUUGUGCUGAAUCACGAUGGGAAGCCACCCAAGUAAGCGGGAAAUAUGUUAUGGCUGAAAUACGAAAAAGGCUACUCUGCUUUGAGUAUGUAAAUAACAAGAGCCUCGAUAAGUACCUUUCUGCUGAAUCUUGUGGACUUGAAUGGCACUGGAGGUAUGACAUAAUUAGGGGAAUUUGCUCUGGUUUGCACUAUCUUCACACGGAAUGCCAUAUUAUUCAUUUGGAUCUUAAACCUGAGAAUAUAUUACUGGAUGACAAUAUGGUGCCAAAAAUUACGGAUUUUGGCAUGUCUAGACUCUUUGGCCAACAACAGUCGCGAUUUAUCACUGAAAGUCGCGGGGGGACACUUGGAUACAUGGCACCAGAAUACUUAACGAAUGGGCUGAUAUCAACAAAGUCAGAUAUAUUCAGUUUCGGAGUUAUAAUCAUAGAACUAAUGACGGGAUCCAGGGACUAUCCCCAGAGUGGUGCUUUCGGUCAGUUCAUCGAAAAUGUGGCUGCAAAUUGGAGGAAUAGGUUGGAAAAGAUACAUAUGUACAUACCUUUGGAAAUAUACAGUCAACAAGUAAACAAAUGCAUCAUGAUAGGACUAAAAUGUGUUGACCCUGAUCCAAAGAAAAGGCCUUCUGCAUUGGAUAUAAUCCAAAUGCUUGAUGCAAUAGAAUGUACAAAUAGGCCGACAUCGGAGUUACAAAUGAGCAUGUUAUCCAACAUAUGCGCUGCAACCUCCAGCAAUCCACAGAUGUUUGGUAGAGCAUUCACCUCAAAAACUGCAAACAUCAUUAGUACGCUCACCGUCUCUGGCAAAGGAAGACGGACAACAAUUCUGGCCUUUGAGAUUGCCAAUACAGUUGUGAAGGGUUCCUGCCUAAUGAAAACUCUCCAAACAGAACAUCCAGCAUGUGAAAGAGGGGGUGCUUAGGUCCAAGGUGUCCGCCUUUUGAUAUCAGAGGAUUACCGUCAGUUGCUACCUCUUGUUGAAGCUGACAUAAGAGAAGACUUGAGUCAAUUUUGCAAAGAGUUAGCUCGCUUUGGAAAUCACUGUAGCGAUCCCAGAUGGCACAAUUUGGAAAGAAAUAGACCACAGUCUGAAGUGACAACUCGGCACAAAUUGCAGGAAGCAGCAAAUCGCAGUAUGCAAAUUUUGAUGACGGUUGCACAUUUCACCACGGAACUGUGUUCAGAAUUGCUUGCAUUGAACAAGCUUUAUGUUACUUUGGAGGAUCCAACCAUGAGCAAAUCCAUACGAAGUCAAGUAAAGAACCAAAGAAAUGUUGUGAAGAAGUUGAAAAGGAAAUCAUUUUGGUCCAAGUUGAUGGAAGAAGUUCUAGAAAAACUUGAAGACAUAUGGCAGUUCAUGCUUUUGGAGGUCAAUACUGAUUUCUUGAACUGUGGAGAUCAAUCUGUAAUGCCAAUGAGCAACCUUCAUCAAACAUUAGGGCCAACUGGACUCGCACUACACUAUGCCAAUGUCAUUUUGCAGAUAAAUACUUUGUAUUGUCAUGCAUUGGCCUCACCAGCAGAGGUACCUGGUGAAGCUAGGGAUGCACUGUACCAGGCACUGCCUCGUUCCAUCAGAUCGAAGUUGCGAGGGCGUUGGCCCAAAGAAAAAACAAUGCUAGCAGAGGUCAGAGCUGAAAUGGACAGAACACUUCGAUGGCUUGUGCCGGUUGCAGAAUCCACGAAACAGUAUUACAAAAACGGAGCAUUCGGAGAAUGGGCAAUGAGAGGGAUUGAGGAUGUGGAUUUGGAGGACGUGCUUCCGUUUGGAGCAGAUCAGCGUCAGAUCAUCGUCAGUCCCAUGCUGAUGCAUGAAAACGGCAAAGUAAACAAGAUAGAGACGCUGUACUAUGCCAACAAGGAGAGGACAGAAGGUUACAUACUGGACCUAGUUCGUGCUCUUCAUUGUCUUGUUUGCUAGAGUACUUUGGACGAGCUAGACUUUCACCGAAUAGAAGUUCAUAAGAAAAUGUAACCUUUCACCGAUUCAAUCUAUAAUUGGCCACGAUCCAACAGAAGUUUAUAUGUUGAAAUUUGUUUGGAAGAUAGCUAAGAUCAAAAGUUUCUGUAACAGUUAUGGCCUAUUCUUUUUUAUGCAAAUUUUGAAACAUCAUUAACUGUUAA